Messenger RNA from Nerophis lumbriciformis (worm pipefish), 5499 nucleotides. RefSeq names its product supervillin d (gene svild). Gene Ontology annotation, cellular component: cytoplasm; actin cytoskeleton. Gene Ontology annotation, molecular function: actin filament binding; phosphatidylinositol-4,5-bisphosphate binding. Gene Ontology annotation, biological process: actin filament severing; cytoskeleton organization; actin polymerization or depolymerization. NCBI's taxonomy places the organism in Eukaryota, Metazoa, Chordata, Actinopteri, Syngnathiformes, Syngnathidae. The record is from RefSeq and is a predicted model, not a curated record.
AUUCACGCCGUCGCUUCUAUCUCAUCUUCGGCGUCACUAGUCGGACCUUCCCUCCGUGGUUGACACAUCUCCGGAGGCUUCUACAAAGAGGAAAAAGCAGUUUAAUCGGUUUCAACUUUGUUUUAUCUCUCGAAGUCGCGUGACGCUAGGUAGCUGCACCCGACACCUCAGGUCCGGGUUAGCAUAUUUGGCUAAUUGUUUUGUUAUUAAAAGUAACUUUAGAAUGCUGCUCCCCGCCUCCUAAAUGGUGUUCCUGCAGAUGUGUCGUGUUUAGACCUUCAUUACAGUUCUAAGAUUUUAAUGGAGUGAGACACUGCUGCAUUUUUGUAUCUACGCAUCUGAGCGACAAAAAGCAAUCAUCUCCUUUGGCUCCGCUCGCUGAUCAUAAUCAUCAUCGUAGAUGGAUGCGAUGGACACCUUACAGAGCUCAGCCCCAGAGACCAAAGCCGAGCGGAUCGCUCGCUACAAAGCCGAAAGGAGGAGGGAGCUGGCUGAGCGCUAUGGCACCACUGAAGAAUUCACCUCCAAAUAUGCCCGCAGUAAGGACAGGAAAAUUGCAGAGUCAUCCGAAUCAAAGACAAAGGAGAAAUGUGAGGAUAACGGGUCAGAGGAAAGGUACACCAGGAAAGGCCUCAAGAGUAAAGUCGAUAUUGACACUGAUAUCGAGAAACUGAAACACAAGACUGUUUUAACAUCGGAAACAGAAGUUCAGCCUUCCAUCAAGACCAAUAUUAGGCGGCUGGCAGCUGAUGACAUAGACAAGUCAAAGGUUAUCCAGAAGACUUCAGACACAAAGACUUACACUUCCAAGAUGUCUCUUAUAAAGGAUCAGGAGGAUGGGAGCAGUGCCAAGAUUGGAGGACACCCUCAGCCAAUCAGUAGUGAUGAAGAGGAAACUCCUGCAGGCAAAGACAUGGAAGACACUACAGAUGAGCCUUCAGUGAAGGAGCAACAGCAACAUGAAGCUCGGGAAGAAAUAAAGGCCGCUUCACUCCAGCGCCAAGACUCUGAGCCACGAGGCAUUAAGGGAAUCCUGAAGAAAAGCCGCUCCACUAGUGUGGAGUCUGACCAAAGCGAAGGGUCGACGCAAGACUGUACGCCGGUCCGACAAAGCAACGUCAUCCUCAGCCGCCCUAAAAGCGAGGAGGAUGAGGAGUUGGAAGAGGAUGAGGAAGAUGAGGGAGACUUGGAGGACGAUAAUGAGGACAUCGACGACGACGAGUCGUUACUGGACGACAUCACGGACGGAGGGGACUUGGGCAUCCAGAGGCGGCGGAGUGAGCGCAGCAGCGGUAGCAGCUGCAGCCGCGGGAGUUUGGAGGAGAUGCGCAGUCCUUCGUCGGACGAGAGCCUGGAGAUGACCUCCACAGUGUCUGAAGACACAGAGGAGCUAGAUAGUCUGGACGGGAGCCAUGGUUCCUCUAUCAAACAGAGACUAGCAGAGUUCAACAGUGGUGACAGCGAGAAGAAGGAGUUGACAAAGAAGCCUAAGCCUGUUGAGGCGGUCCACACAUCGCUAGCCGAUCGCUUCAACCAGCUUCAUGAUGCUGAGAACGCCUGGAAGAAAAAGAAAUCAGGCAUGGAGACGACGCCCAAGGUGUCGCUGGCCGAGAGGAUGAAGGUCCUGAAGGACAAGGAGGAGCUGUGGAAGAAUAAAGGCAAAGGUGCUGCCAACGAUUCCAGUCAGUUCACCGUAGCAGGACGCAUGGCCAAAAAAGGUCUGGUGACAGACACAGGAAAGGAAGAGUCCCGUCUUACGCCACUCAAGAAGUCCAACGCCACUCCUGUGAAGCCACAGGAAGACAUCUCCAGCAGAACUGCUGUCAAGGUGGAAGGAGACAAGCGGCUGGACAAACUUGAGUCCUUCCUGGACAAACUUCACAGCAAAGGCGUGAGCAAGAACAAGACGCCCACCAUUGAAGUGACGGCAGAGACGGAGAAAGAAGUCAUGACGUUGGAUGACGAAGAGACCUUUGGCAACUUCUUUAAGUCGGCCACAUCCUCAACCCUUCAGGACAUCAUCGUGACCGAGGAGGACCUGAGCCAGAUACAGGCUGACACGCCCAGGCUCACCUCAGCUGUAGCUGAGCACAAGCGAGCGGUGAGACCAAACAGAAGGAAUCAGGGAUCCAGGAACCCUCUGAAAGCGCUGGCUGCACGCAACGACAUCCGGCAGGUGUACACCGAACAGAGGCUCAACAUCGCCUCGGUGGAGACCAAGAGGAUCCAAGUGGAGAGAAUGGCCAAACACUCCAACCUGGCUGACGUAGCCCUUGCAGGCCUGGCCAGCAAAGAAAACUUCCGCAAGGUCAACCUGCGUAGCGUCAAGUCGACCGAUGUUGUCACCAACAACAGCACGCUGCCCUUCAACAAGCUCAUGCUCAUACGCAUCAAAGGUCGGAGGCACGUGCAGGUGCGCCUGGUGGAGCCCACCUCCAAAUCUCUCAACAGCGGCGACUGCUUCCUCCUCAUCACGCCCAAGCAGUGCUUCAUGUGGAGCGGCGAGUUUGCCAACGUCAUUGAGAAGGCAAAGGCGUCGGAGAUGGCGUCCUUCGUCCAGGCCAAGAGGGACCUUGGAUGCCGAGCCUCUCAGGUGACAGUGCUGGAGGAGGGCAUCAACACAGACAGCAAAUGGGCCAAAGAGUUUUGGAGUCUGCUUGGAGGAAAGAGCCAGUAUAGAGGAGCAGGAGAGCCAGAGGAGGAUGAGCUGUAUGAGAGCGGAGUGUUGGACUCCAGCGGGGUCUACAGACUCCAGGGAGACAAGCUGGUGCCGGACGAAGACGCCUGGGCCUCCAUCCCGAGUGUCUCCUUGCUCGACUCCAAAGAGGUUUUGGUGUUUGAUUUUGGCAGCGAGGUGUACGUGUGGCACGGCAAGGACGUGUCUUUGGGAGACAGAAAGGUGGCAGUCAAAUUGGGCAAGCAGCUCUACAGCGGCAGCUACGACUACAGCAGCUGCAGGGUUAACCCGUUUGAUGCCUCCUGCACGAAUAACGAAGUACCACAACAAGGAGAGAGCCGUCCAAGCUGGACUCUGUUUGGUCGUCUGUCGGAACACAACGAGACGUCCCUGUUCAGAGAGAAAUUCCUGGACUGGGCCGAGAGAAAGAAGGAGGAGGCAGCCGUAACGGAGGAAGUCAAGAGCCCGGUCCACUCCAGUGUCCGCUCGUCGCCCGAUCUGGACCUGCAGCCGUGCGAAGCCAGAGCGCUGCUGGACAACGAACCGGAGCCAGUUAAAACCGUCCUGGAAGGGGUGGACGUCCAGCGGGGGCACGGCGUGGUGAGGACCGAAGACCGCAGGCAAGCGGAGUUAGCCACAGUGGCCGUUGACGCCUGGCAUAUUAAAGAAUACGGUGAAGAGGAGGUGCCUGAAGAGAGUCUCGGACAGCUCCACGAAGGAGAUGCUUACAUCAUCCGCUGGAAGUACUCCAUCACCACACUCGUGGGGAAGCGACAGAAACCAGGAGAGCUGAGUGCCGGUGCUCCAGGGAGGGAAAGGACAGCUUGCUUCUUCUGGCAGGGCCUCCAGUCCAGCGUGAGCGAGAAGGGAACCUCUGCCCUUAAGACAGUAGAGCUGGGUAACUUCAGAGGCUCACAAGUUCUGGUGACUCAGGGAAAAGAGCCCCCGUGCUUCCUCCAGCUGUUCCAGGGCGGUUUGAUCAUCCACAAGGGCAGUCGAGAGGACUCUGUCAAAACCUCCGGUUGGAGGUUGUUCUGCGUCCGCGGUGAGGCGGACGUGGAGGCCAUGCUGGUGGAGGUGGACUGCCACAGCGCCAGCCUGCGCUCGCGGGCCGUUCUGGUCUUGCUUCACGCUCGGGAUGGCCGUCUCUACGUGUGGCGAGGAUGUAAAGUGCAUGCCGGCGCCAUGCAGGUGGCUAAGAGGGCUGUGGCCCUUCUAAGCCAGAGGUGUCCGUCUGAGUUGGGUCUGAAAAGCAGCAGCCGGGUAAAGGCGGAGGAGAUUGAGGAAGGAGCUGAGCCUGCAGAAUUCCUGAAGGUUCUUAGCGUGCAGGACAGGAAGUCCUACGAUUGCAUGCUUCAAGACCCAGGGAAGUACAAUUACACCCCGAGGCUGUUCCGCCUGGGUGCCAGUUCUGGUGUCUUCGAAGGGGAGGAGUAUCUGUAUCCUGCUAGGGUGACGGAGGGCGUCAUGGCCAUGCCUUUCCUGCAGGAGAACCUCUACUCCGCCCAGCAGCCCGCACUGUUCCUGCUGGACAACCGCAUGGAGGUGUACCUUUGGCAGGGCUGGCAGCCGGAAGAGGAGCAGUGCACGGGCUCGGCAAAGAUGCGCUGGGACAACGAGAGGAAGUGUGCCAUGGAGACCACGCUGCAGUACUGCAAAGAAAAGAGUUCUCGGCGCCCCCCUCAGGCGUAUCUCGUCACGGCAGGCUGUGAGCCGCUCACCUUUACCAACAUUUUCCCAUACUGGAAGAAGGACCCCAGCAUCUCAAAAACUGAGAGCUCCAAAAACAAAGUGGCCUUAGUGAAGGAGGUGCUGUCCAAGCUGAGUAAGCUGCAGUAUUCCAUCGAGGAGCUCACCAGGUCGCCCCUUCCUGACGGGGUGGACCCUCUCCGCCUGGAGGAUUACCUCUCUGACCAGGACUUUAAGAACCUUCUGGAGCUGAGUCGGGUGGAGUUCAACGCCCUGCCCAACUGGAAGCAGAAGAACCUGAAGAAGAGCAAGGGGCUUUUUUAAUCAAACUUUUUAUACAGAUGUAAUAAUAGUGACCUCAUUUUUACUGUUUUUUUGUUGUUGUAAAACUGUACAAUUGUGUUUUUUGUAAUACCAAUUUUGUAUGACUUAUUCCAUUACUUUGUGCAAUGUUGUUCCGUAUGUGGUCUCAUAGUUCCACUUGUGUAAUAAUAUGUAAUAUAUAUACUAUCAAGUCAUUGUUUGUGGGCUGGAAUGUAUAAAAAAAAAUGCCUGUGGUUUAUAAGCGGGAGUUUUCUUUUUGUUGUUAGCAUCGUCUGCUGUUUUUAAUUUGUUACCUAAUCACUUUGUAUUUUAUAUUUGUCACUCGUGGCCUUGUGAAAAGCUCUUUUUUAAAAGUAUUUUUAAUUGGUACUGAAUAAUUGAGCAUUCUUGUGUGUAAUCAUGGACCAAAUUAGACUCUUUUUUUUUUCAACCCUUGCCAACAGUGUUUUUUGUGAAAAGUAUUAUAUUCUUAUACAAUUAAGCUCUUUGAAGAUGUUACCUGUAUUUUGUAUGCUUCCUAGCCACUCUUAUGCAAUGUGAUAAUUUUUUUUAAUCAGGAAAGAAAUGCAUUACAUAGACCAGUUUUUAUUGUUAUUUUUUGGCACAUAAUUGCAAACAUGAAUAAAAUGUUUGUUGAAGAAUGUCACUUAUAACAAGUGUGGAUUGAUAUUGGACCCACCAAAAAAAUAACCCAGGUGUAUCCAAUCGGUUAAAGAGGGUGUUGUGGAUGCCAUUAUUAUUACUAUCAAUAACACCUGCUGGCAAGGUGACUGCUUUUGUAUGCAUGCUGGGUCAUUUUGUAGCACUGC